UAAGAAAGGUGGAAGAAUAUAGGUUGUUUAUCGGUCCGCCGGGCUCGUGGGUAGGAGCUGUGUGUUUUUUUUGCUUCCGCCCUUCAAGCCCGGUAGCUGGUAUCAAACUGAGGUAUUUCCGGUUUGGGGAAGUACUUUUGUUUCUGAUGCUGGUGACCGGGGUUCUCGGAAGCUGUAUUUACGCUGCGUCUUUGCUGACAGUUCUAUGGCGUCCGGUCCCGCGCAACCCGGGGCCUUGAGCGCUGAGCAGGCUAAGGUGGUCCUGGCUGAGGUCAUCCAGGCGUUCGCGGCCCCGGAAAACGCGGUGCGCAUGGAAGAGGCUCGGGACAAUGCUUGCAACGACAUGGGCAAGAUGCUGCAAUUCGUGCUUCCCGUGGCUACGCAGAUACAGCAGGAAGUCCUGAAAGCCUACGGCUUCAGCUGUGAUGGGGAAGGUGUCCUGAAGUUUGCCAGACUGGUGAAAUCCUAUGAGGCUCAAGAUCCUGAGAUUGCCAGCUUGUCUGGAAAGUUGAAGGCCCUGUUUCUGCCACCCAUGACUCUGCCCCCCCAUGGGCCUGGAUUAGGGGGCAGUGUGGCAGCCUCCUGAGGGAGUAUCUAUGCCAUCAUGACUCUUGUGGAAGGGAGAUGUACCUAUCAUCCCGGAACUCUUGUACCACUGGUUGUCCCUGGAGGAUAAUAAAUUUGCAGAUGCUUGGC
Molecule: messenger RNA, 696 nt
Organism: Vombatus ursinus (common wombat)
Lineage: Eukaryota; Metazoa; Chordata; Mammalia; Diprotodontia; Vombatidae
Gene: CUNH12orf57
Product: chromosome unknown C12orf57 homolog
Exons: 3
Coding region: 206-586 (126 amino acids)
Biological process (GO): post-embryonic development
Source: RefSeq, a predicted model, not a curated record